AUGUAUUCAUCUUCAAUUUCAAGAUCAGAUGUUCAUAAGAAAAGAUCCAAAUCCACGUCAACAUCUCAGUUGACAAGAAGCAGCAAGAAAAGUAGUAUUGAAUCUAAAUUCUUAAUUCCUAAUCACCUGCAGAAAAAAGAAAAUGGAAAUUCUAGAAGUACAACUGGUUUGGACAUGCUUCUUAGUCAAAAUAAUGAACAAAAGCAAGUUGUUGAAAGGCGAGAUCCGUACACUCAGGAAAUUUUUGAUCGAGUUUUUUCCGGAAAGCUCAGUAAUAUUCCAAAGCCUCAGAGCAAACUUGUCAGAGUUUUUACAAGCUCUACGUUCACCGAUACAACUGUAGAACGAAACGCGCUAAUGGAGGAGAUUUAUCCAAAGCUUAAGGAAUACUGCCGUGAGACUUAUGGUCUGGAUUUUCAGGUUGUCGAUAUGAGAUGGGGAGUCCGAGACGAAUCAACCGACGAUCAUAUGACCACUAAACUUUGCUUGUCUGAAAUUGCCAACUGUCAACGACUUUCAGUUGGCGCCAAUUUUGUGGUUUUUCUUUGCCAAAAAUAUGGAUACCGACCUAUUCCGUCAGAAAUCCUUUCUACAGAACUAGAAAUGCUGAAGAGAACUUUACGAGAGGAGCAUGAAGACAUUUCACUAUUAGACAAUUGGUAUAUUGAAGACUCGAACUCUGUUCCGCCUAUGUUUGUUCUACAGCAAAUUAGUAGUAUUCUAGUAAACUUUAAUAACAAGAGAAUUCCAAAACUUCAAGAACAAGAUGCAAAGCAGUGGUGGGAGUGUGAAGCGAAAAUGCAGCAACUGUUGAGAAAGGGCGCAAGAAGUUGUUAUGAGAAAGGAUUUUUAGAUCGUGAAGCAAUGCAUAAUUAUUUCAUGUCUGUGACGGAAAGAGAAGUUGUGCACGGAAUAUUAAAAGUUAAAAAUCCGAAUGAGCAUUGUUUGUGUUACAUUCGACACAUCAACAAUAUUGCUUUGUCACAAAUGAAGACAGCUUCCAAAUUUGUGGAUAUUGCACACAAUCAUGUAAACUCUGAAGCUCAAAAACUCCUUGCAAAUCUUCGUGAUGAAAGAGUCCCUGCCAAGUUGGCAAUGCAAAAUAUCAGACGAUCAACUGUGGAAUGGGUUGGAAGAGAUGGAAUCGACGUUCAAUAUCACGCUGAAUACAUUCGUCAAUUUUGUACGGACUUUUAUAAAAGUAUCACCUCAAUGGUCGAUAACGCAAUGGAAAAGCACGCGAGGUUUCGAGAUCAACUAUUCACAGAAGUCCUAACCCAUUUAACAACUGGAAUCACCGUCUCCAAUAUGUUUUUCGGAAGAAAUGAACAACUGGAUUGUGCCAAACAAUAUGUUCUCGGGAAUUCAACACUUCCUAUUAUUCUUCAAGGAGAAAAUGGGUGUGGGAAGACAUCUCUGAUGGCUAAAAUUGCAACUAAGAUCAGGGAAUGGUAUGAUAAUUCCUGCGAGCCAGUGGUUCUAUUGAGAUUCUUGGGGACGAGUCCGGAUAGUUCAAAUAUUGCCCCACUCCUCACAAGUGUCUGUGAUCAGAUUGCAUCAAACUACGACGAAUCGCUCAAAAAUUCUUCCCCAACUGAGUUAUCAAAACUCUUCCAACAUUUCAAAAAGAUAACCAACCUUGCCACUCGCGAAAAACCACUAGUAAUAAUUUUUGACAGUCUUGAUCUUUUAUCAAGAAUCGAUGGAGCUCAUGAACUUCUUUGGUUUCCCCCUUCUUUACCUCCAUUUGUCAAAUUAUUCGCAUCCCUCACGCCGGGUGGAAGUCUGAUUUACUCGAAAAUGCAACGACUAAUUGAAGACAAAAGACAGUAUCUGAUGGUUCCAAGUUUGGGAAAAGAUCUUGGAUUUCAAGUUGUUCGAGAAUGGUUGUCUGACAAAGGCCGUACACUUUCUGAAAGACAAUGGAAUACGGUAUCUAAGGCACUUGAUAAAUGUACAUUGCCUCUUUUUGUGAAAUUAAUUUAUGCAACUGUAGCAAGAUGGAAGUCAUACUCUCGACCGCAAGAGACGAUACUUUUCUCAUCGUUACAAGAAAGUAUCAACGUUUUAUUUCAUAGAACCGAGAGUCAGCAUGGAAAACUACUCGUAUCCCAUGCUUUAUCCUACAUUUCUGCUGCUCGCUCUGGAAUCAGUGACUCUGAAGUAGAGGAUUUGAUCUCUCUCGACGACAAAGUACUCGAUGAUAUUUUUCAAUACCAUCUUCCCCCGGUGAGAAGGAUUCCACCUUUGUUAUGGAGUCGUAUCAGAUCCGACCUUCCUGGUUACCUAUCGGAAAGAGCUGCUGAUGGAGUCAUUGUUCUAAAUUGGUACCAUCAACAGUUCCGACAAGUUGCGAUUGAAAGAUAUUUCAAAAAUGUGAACCAUUUGGAGACUUGUCAUUCUGCAAUGGCGGAAUAUUUUCUUGGAGUAUGGGGUGGAGUACCAAAGCCUUAUCAAUACACUGAAAUGCAGAAACAAAGAUUUGGAGUCACUGAAAAUGAAGGACUGGCUGACAGAAAAGUACCGAAACAGCCGAAUGUAUUUUCUUCGAAAGAUGGAAACCAUAGGUACAACACAAGAAAAUUGAACGAACUACCGUAUCACCUUCUGAGAUCCGGAAGAGUCGAUGAACUGUUGACACUCUGUCUUUUUGAUUACGAGUUUUUGCAUGCAAAGGUAUCAAGUUUUCCAUUGCAAUCUCUUAUUGCCGAUUAUGAAGAUGCUAUUCAAAAUGUUCGAGAUGUCGAGAUAUCUCGUCAACUUUCUCUCGCAGUAGACGCUUUAAGACUUUCAGCGAGUAUAUUGAGCCGCAACCCGUCCAUGCUAGCCUUCGAGCUUCUUGGACGACUUCUACCUCUUGUCGCCACUAACAAAUACGUCAGCAAGCUCCUUAUCAAAUGUGACAAAGAAGGUCCCCAACACAAUUCGUUUGUACCGGCUCACCAUUGUUUCCACGCCCCGGGAGGCCCUCUCAAGUUUUCGCUAGAAGAACAUCAGUUUGCUGUUUUUGGAAUGCAAUUGACCUCUGAUCGGAAGCUUCUGGUAUCAACAUCAACUCAGAUUAUUGUCUGGGAUGUGUCUACAGGAGAUAUUGCUCGAGUUGUUAAUCCAAAUAUCGAUGGAGUCUUCUUCGGACUGGCUGUAUCAGAAAAUGAUAAAUUUGCCGCUGCCUACACAAAUAACAAUCAAGUUAUUGUUGCUUCAUUAGUUACGGGGGAAUUUACUGCAAUUGAUCCAGAACCAUUCGUGACACAGAUGGAACUACAAGCGAUUCGAUUCGUUGGCAACAAUAAUGUGUUAAUGUGGUCCAAAUCCCAUUACAUGAUCUACACAGUUAAUGGGAAUCUUGUGAGCCAAGGAUCUGAAAGUGAAGGAGAACAUAAUAACAUUGUUCACAUAUUCUACCGGGAUGCCUUGAACAUGAUGUUCUUGCUCUGGACAGGCGAGAGAGAUGAGUGGAAGCUUGUUCUCAAAGGAUCUAUAAAUGACGAAAAAACACAAUCAAAAGGAAAAAUAGCCAACUUUUCAUGCGAAGCAGCCAUCACUUUCAGUGAUAAUUAUUUCAGAAAGGGAUUUGCCUGCAUUGUACAUAAAAGUAGUCUCGAUCCAGAUGGUGAUCACAACUUUGCAUUGGUUCAAAUUGAGCUUAAUGAUUCAAAGUAUACAACAAGUGAGAUUAUUCACGAAGGAUUACCAAAUCGCAUAAAUGACAUAAAGAUUUUCGAACGAAAUUGCGGCAGCAGCCAGAGUCAAAGUCAGAAUCCGUGGAUUGUCGGAGUGAUGAUAGAUAGUUUCCUACUGUAUCGAGAGAAUUGUGAAUUCAAGCCCAUUUUCCUGAAGCUACCUUUAAACGUCCGAAACAUUCCGAUCCGUCCACGCCACACUACAACUGCCGUCACGUUCGCUUCACAUGACACCGUUUUUGUCGCAGGAGUAAGAAAACAUUUAUUCUUAUGGAAUGUAUCUACCACAGAACUUCUCCGAUCUCUUGACGCUCAUUUCGGUCGAAUUUUGAAUCUAGACUCUGUUAGCCAUCAAGGUCAGAAUAUUCUCAUCUCGUCAUCUUUGGAUCAUACGAUUAAAAUUUGGAAUAUGGAGAAUAUAUUCGAAAAGUCGUUUCCUGUGUCUACAAUGGAACAAUCGAUUGAAAAAAUAUCUGUGGCAAAGGAUAAUCCAACUUUAGCAGCUGUACAGACUAGAAAGAACAUCGGAAUUUGGGAUAUUAAGUCUCAUAGAUAUAUUGCUUCGUUAGUAGCCAAUGUUCAUGGAGCUGUAGUAUCUGAUUCCUUGCUCUCAGCUGAUGGAAGAACAAUUGUGGCAAUCGAGUCUGAUCAGCUUCUUCUUUGGGAUCUCAGAACUCAAUCUGUAAUUCAUUCUGUGCAUGCUCCGAAUGUAUUCCAAAUUUUCUAUAUGAAUAAGGAGGCAUUGAUAGGUGUGAUCUACCGACAAGUAGACUCGGCGGAGCAGAAAAUCGCAAGACUUACCAUCUACAGUAUCACUGAUUUCAGUGUCCAGUACAGUUUUGAAUACCCAUGCAGGCUUUUCAAGGAGUGUGCUGUGAUGAGGGAUGGAAUUACUGGAGUGGUAAUUACACUUUUCAAGGGACACGAUAGUCUUUUGGUUUUUGAUGCAGUUGAGAAGACGCAAAAGAUCAAGUUUCGGCCGAGGCAGUCGAAAAAGCAGAAAGACGUGAUGAUUAAUAAAAUUAUUGCGAUGCCAUCCAACAGUAAUCAGAUAAUAGUCGUAGAAAGUGACAAUAAAUCAAGCGUCUGGGAUAUUCGAGUCAGAAAAUUCCAUCGAUCCCUCACUCAAUUCAACGGAGUUGUGUCGAAUGACGGAAAAUUGGGAUUAUUUGCACCUGCAAAAGGCGGUCUUUUUGUAAUCGAUAUGCGGAGCGGUCAAGUUGCAAAAACUCUAAUCGGAAAUGUGACAGAAGGAGUGAACGAUGUUACUUGCUCAUUUUCUCCGAAUGCUCAAUACGUGUUCUACAAUCACAGUGGACAUAAAACAUUGAGAGUUUUCCGAGUCCUCGAUUGUCAAUUAAUUGGAACUUUCCGGCCUCAUGCCACGAUAACCUGUUGGAGUUACGAUCCAGAUGGAUUUUUCGUUAUUAUUGGUGCACAAGAUGGAUCCCUUCUCACAGUUGUUCUCAAUGAUCCGAUGGUAAAAGAAGAAACUCUCAACAAAAUCGCCCUUCUCCCUUGUCGACGUCACCUUGCAGAAUUUCAGCAUAUUCAUGUUCCAGAGGAAGCCGAAUUGGACACAUUUGAUUUGAGAAAUCUGGGAGCCGUCACCGCCGCGGUUACCCGCUUCAAAUCUCUAUUGGAUAACAAAAAAGGAGGAGGGGUUACAAAGAAGUCACAUGUGUGCAGUAUAAUGUGA
This is a messenger RNA of Caenorhabditis elegans, 5382 nucleotides long. RefSeq names its product NACHT domain-containing protein (gene T05C3.2). Gene Ontology annotation, molecular function: nucleotide binding; ATP binding. The coding region runs from base 1 to 5382 and encodes 1793 amino acids. NCBI's taxonomy places the organism in Eukaryota, Metazoa, Nematoda, Chromadorea, Rhabditida, Rhabditidae. The transcript is spliced from 26 exons. The record is from RefSeq and is marked reviewed.